Trypanosoma brucei brucei TREU927 is the source of this 1140-nucleotide messenger RNA. RefSeq lists its product as hypothetical. Lineage: Eukaryota; Euglenozoa; Kinetoplastea; Trypanosomatida; Trypanosomatidae. Gene Ontology annotation, biological process: regulation of translational fidelity. The transcript has a single exon. The record is from RefSeq and is a predicted model, not a curated record. Gene Ontology annotation, molecular function: nucleotidyltransferase activity; double-stranded RNA binding; tRNA binding. Gene Ontology annotation, cellular component: cytoplasm. The coding region runs from base 1 to 1140 and encodes 379 amino acids.
AUGGCGAGGAUAAUUGACGUAUCCGAGCUGGAUUACGCAGCGCACUCCCUUACUCGUGGAGGACUAGUGGCACUUCCCACCGAGACAGUGUACGGCCUGGGUGGCAAUGCGCUCGACGAAAGGGCCGUCCAACAGAUCUUUGAGGUUAAGGGGAGACCCUCCACUGACCCAUUGAUUUGCCAUGUUCCCGAUAUCCAGAGAGCGGUGGGACUGUGGGAUUCUAAUGCUGACCCUGCAGCCCUGGAGGUAGCUAAGUGGAUAGGGGAUGCAAUCUGGCCUGGGCCUUUGACUAUCGUGUUUAGGGCGAAUUCUGUGCUACCUCCCUCGGUAACAGGGAAUUCAGGGUAUGUGGGCGUGCGGAUACCAAAUCACCCCAUCGCGCUCCAGCUUCUGCAACUUGUUAACUUCCCCGUGGCUGCACCAAGCGCCAAUACUUUUGGUCAUGUUAGUCCUACUACAGCGGAGCAUGUCCUUCGCGAUUUGGGGGAAAGGUGUCCUUCGCUACUGGUCAUUGACGGGGGGCACUCUAACAUUGGUAUCGAAUCAACAGUAUUGAAAGUGGCCAGUGCUACAAAGGUUGAAAUUUUACGCCGUGGGAAGGUCUCGCUUGCGGAUUUACAACAAGUAAUAUGGAAAAAGUUUGCGUGCCACAUCACCGUUAGGGACACCCGGUCAUGCCCAGGUACCGUCGAUAUGGCGAUGGACGGACCCGGUCAACUGUUGACCCACUAUUCUCCCAGCGUUUUAUCGGGUAUGUUAACACCUAAGAGUACGAAUUGCGAAGUGCAUCAGAAUGAACUGGACAAGGCUGUUGUAGAACUUCCCUCCACUCCCCCCUUGACAGGGGGAGUUCCGCUAAAUCAAACCGUGAUAAUUGACUUUGGGGGGCUUUUGCAACGUUUUCAGAGGGUUUGCUUGGCAUAUCGUGAUCUCAGCGCUGAGGGUGAGGUACAGCAGGCUUGCUUUGCUGUCUUUGAGGCGUUGCGGUGGAGUGAGACGGUUUCAGGGGCGGGUGUGGUUUUGUUUCCACUAAUAUCGGAGUGGCCGUGCAAAACGGGUGAUGAAGAACUUUUAGCGGCCGUGGAGGAUCGCCUCUUCAGGGCUGCCUCCGGUAAGAUAGCUAACAUUCGCUUCGGAUGA